Molecule: messenger RNA, 5771 nt
Organism: Vitrella brassicaformis
Lineage: Eukaryota; Vitrellaceae
Source: the annotation of a GenBank genome assembly
CCACACCGCACCCCGCCACACCACACCACACCACACACGUGCACACGAGGAAAUGUCAUAGUGUUUGAGAGCCGCCACUCAGCGCGCAUUCUUUAUCAAUCAUCUCAUCUCGUGUAGAGAGAGCUACACACAAAUACUUCCUGUCCAGUCAGCAAAACCGGCAGAAUAUACGACAUGAAGCGACAGACAGACAAGACAGACAGACAGACAGAGAGGCCGGCCCGGUCAUCCAUCUAUCUGUGUGGAUCUGCGCCACCCACUGUGGUUGGGUAGGUGACUGGCUGCUGGUCAGUCAGUCAGCCCGUCCAUCCCCCAUCCCCCCAGUCUGCUCGCCCUUGCCCUCCGCCGCACCACCGACUGACACGUGUCUUCUCAACCCUUCCUGACCACCCCUCAAUCCUUGCUGAUGAUGAACGGCCGCAGAGGAGGGGCCACCACCCACACCUGUGGCCACACGCACCCCUCUCCGCUGCCGCAUCAACGUCUGGUCCUGUCUGGCGGCCUCGUCACGAUCCUCCUCUGGAAUAUAUGUCAGAUCCGUCUGCCCCCUUGCCAGAUGGUGGUGGUGCUGCUGCUGAUGAUGAGUGGCGCUGCCAGGGGGUGGAGGGACAGGGAUCGGCUGCCGCGGGAAAAGCGACGACAUGGGCGAGUCUCCGUCGGUGCUGGAGCCGUAGAAUCGCUCUCGCUCCCUGAGGUUGCUCUCUCGGUGGGUGAGGAAGGGGAACUGGAAUGGCUGGAAGAUGCUGUCGGCGUCAGAAGACGAUGCGCAUUGGAUGAGGUAGUGGCCCACUGCGUCGCUUGCGUUGGGGUGGGCGGGGGUGAAUGAGGGCGGCAGGAAGGCCGACAAAUCGCGCACACACUGGCAGACAGACAGACAGACAGAGAGGCGGACAGCAGGAGAGACACGCCGUCCACGUGCUCUGUGUCUUCUCUGGGAGGCAUCUUCGCAUUCCCUACUUGAGUGGCGGCGAUGAGUCGAUGGUCAAGUUCCCUUUGGUCCGGCACCCUCACCCACCAGUGCGUCACAAACCUCCCCAGCCAGUCGACCCAUCCGCUCACCCACUCAACCGCCACACUCCACAUCGACACCACCGGCCGCCACCUCAACCACGCUCUCAAUCCCCGGCUGUCUCGAGCACUGGCCUGCACACGUGGUAAAGGUGGGGGAGGGGGGCCGGCCUCACGCAGCGAGCCUGAGCGCGCCAAAGGCGUGUUGCGGUAGGGGGGAGCGGGGUGUGGGUGUCGCCUUUUCGGCUGCUGCUGCGGCUUUGUGGCUGCUGCAGCAGGCUCUUCGGCUUUGCGAUUGGCGACGGGUGGGCUGUGUUGAUGGUUGUCGUCCUCCGCCUUUAUCGCAGCAGCCUUGGGGAUCCACGGCAGCUUUGUCGUGUCUGCGGCCUCACUUGCUGGUGGCUGUGGCUGCGGCUGCGGCAAUGGUGCCUCCUCUUCCUGUGUAUUCCGCCUUGUUCCACUCCUUCCCCCACCCCCACCCCCAGCGGCAGCGGCAGUUGGCUCGCUGAAGAGCCCUAUCUUGCCUUUGCCGCUCUUGAGCUUGCUGACAAGAAGGUUGUUCUCCCACUGCGACAGUAGGUGCUGCAGAGGACCUUGCUGCUGCUGUUGUCUCUGCUGCUGCUGUCUCUGUCUCUGCUGCUCUCGGUCUGGGUGGUCCUGUGUGGUGGUGAUAGUGGGGGUGGGUGUGUGUGAGGGGGAUGCAGGCGCGUCACGGUCCCCGCUGAUGUCCAUGAAAGUGGGGUGGGGCUGGGGAGGCGGCGGAAUGUGUGGAUGGUGGCUGUGGGCGGCCGACAGGGCAUCACGCGGCGGGGAAGACAGAGACCGCGGGUGGCCGUGGCUCGGCUGGGGAGAUGACGAUGCUGAGAGGGACUGUGUCGUCUUGCCUUCCGCUCUCAAUGUAGGGUCGGACUUGAUGGCCUUGACCAGCACCCAUCCGAACACCGCCGUGCGCACGAUCAGCUGUGGCAGCAUCGACAGGAGGAAGAGGCCGAUCGACACGAGCCCGCCGCCACAGAGGAUGAUGAGCAGCCCCAGCCGGCUGAUGUCCUCGUCUUGCCACCCGAAGGCCACUCUGAUCUUCUCCCCCAGGCACGCAAUGCCGCCGGCGAGUUUCUGCACGCCGCCCAUGAGCUUCUGCGUGUUGUGGAAGGACUCGAGCACCGACCCCUCGGGCAGGGCAUUGCCGAAAACUGGGAAGGGGUGGCCGUCCUGGUCGAUGGCCACCAGGUCGAAAGCGCCGAAGGGCGUGUCGACGCCCCAUCCCUGCUCUCGCUUCGCCUGCGACAACACGGAUGGGUGAGCGCCGCUCGACGUGGGCGUGGCCGUCUCGUCGCCGCUGCCCACCCCAUUUGGCUGUCGUUGAGGCGCCUCUGCCGCCGAUCCCCAGUUGCUGUGGUCGCCGUGAGUGGUGGCUGACGGAUGGUGUGCCGCUGCCUUUGGCUGCUGGUCGUGCAUGGGGGGCGCCUUGGCGGGGGAUGCCGGCUGGGAGGGCACUAGGGGCGAGAGAAACGACGCGUCAGCCGGCCACUGGGGGAAGGCGAACGGCCCCUUGCUCUGCAGCGCGUCCCAGAGAGACGAGAGGGCCUUCCUGCUCCUGCUGAAAUCAGGCGCAUCCUGCUGCGAGAGCUGCCGUGGGAGGGACCUCUUGAGGAUGCCUCCUCCCCCUCCCCCUCCCCCGGCCUUUGGCGUGAUGGCCGCACCCACAGUGGUGCUGCGGGGGCUCCUCACCGUGGCCACCUUCCUCUCAACAAGGCCUUCCGAGUGGUUGCCAGCCAGGUCGUCGAAAUGCCGGUCUAGGGCGCGUUUCGCCAGCCGCCCUGCGCGCUCAUCCACUGGCUCUUCGCGCAUCGCCGCCUCGAGUAGCCGUGGGCGGAUCACCAGGUCGCUGUCAGAGCAGUUUCGCCGCAUGGUGUCAGGCGUGGGUGCCUCCUCAGCUCCCGUUGUGGACCCGCCGACGUCACUCAUGGCGCGUCGGAGAGGCAGCGACUGCCAUUGAGAGGACAGCAGCACGAGCAACGAUGAGGGGUCCAGCUGCUCCUGAUCCGGCAUGUCAGCUUUGGCCGCCACGGGCGGCGACAUGGCCGACGCCAUCGGCCGGGUCGACGCCUCCGAUGCCUCUUCUGUCUGCUUGAUGGGCAGUGUUCUGGCGCCGGUCUGUCUGGCGAGCGUCGAGAGCUUGAAUGGGUUGCGCCUGGUGCGGCCGAUGGAAGCAAACGAUCUCAUGAGAGAGCGCAGCGGCUUCGGUGGCUGGCCGGGGAAGACCGGCGUGGGCAUAGACGCAGGGGGCUUCCUCGUGCGCGGCUGUGCUUGUGGCUGUGGCUGUGGUUGUGGCUGGUCCUCGGCCUUGAGAGGGGGAAGGAGAGGGGCCUGGUCGGGGGACGACGUGGUGGAUGCCGGCAGGGACGGCUGGUCGAUCGCCCCGGGCUGGCUGAACAGUGGCCGCAUGAAGCUCAGCAACGGGCUCGGCACACCGCCAUCAGCAGCACCUGUUGCUGCUGCUGCUGCUCGCUUCUUGGCGCCGUCCCCCUUAUGCUGCGGGGUGCUCUUUGCACGGUGCCUUGCCGUCCCUGCUGCCGCUGCUGACCGUUUCGGGUGCAGCUGCCUGUCAUCCGGCCACCACGCGUAGAAGAGCGAGAUGCAGACGAGGCAGCAGGACACGCACGCGGGGAUCUGCCACAUGGGGGCGCGGACGACGGCAAAUGCGAGGAACGACCAGAAGGCGGCCACCAGGAGGCUCUGUGCCGGCGUGCGGUAGGCCGCGGGGUCGUUGCUGAGCAGAUGGAGGAACUUCUUGGUCCACCGUGGGUGGUGCUGCGUCAGCUGCUCAACCCGCUUCACGUAAGACUCCAUCAGCUGACAACGGGCCGCAAACACACCACACUCAUGAGUGGAUGCGCGUGUGUGAGUGGUACUUAGGCACUUGCGCGUGGCUGCCUACUUACUUGUGGCUCGACACGGUCGGGCACGAUCCACUCCUGGUAUGGUGGUUGUGUGUUGAGGUGGACGCAGCGCGUGAAUGAGGGGUAUGGUGAGGUGAAGGCGAUGCGCAGAUGGAGGAAGCCCAGCGUGACGCCAGGGCCUUUCAUGCCCCACUCCGGGUGACCUGACCACCGACAAAGAACACACACACACACACACACAGAGAGAGAGAGAGAGGUAGCUAGCUAGCUAGCUAGCAGCGUGUCCUGCCUUGCUUCCUCCCUGCCUGCCUCCCUGCCUCACCUCUGACGGCCCUGUGGUAUUUGUUUUCCCUGUCGCCCUCUUCAUAUGGGUAGAGGUGCACCCAGAAGUCGGCCACCUUGCGCUCGCCCCGGUAGGCCGCACGGUCUCGCGCCGCCUCCUCCACACCCGACACCGACACGUCCACCACUCGCCCCCUCUCCCUCCCCUGCUGACCCAGCACCGCACCGCGCAUCUUCUCGGCCUCCUUCGGACGAUCGAACGCCUGGAACUCCCUCUUGAGGUCCUCGAGAAAGCUCUGCGGCUGCGAGAACCGCCUCUCCUUCUUUGGCUUCUCGGUGGUAUCCUGGUCGGGGGAUAAGGGCGGCUGGAGGCCCUCUGCGUGAUGCACCUGGGCGAAGAAGUGCUCACUGUCGCAGCUGAGGAGGUUGGCGAUGGGGAUAAUGGCGCGUGCGUAGCCGAUGGAGGGCGGGAGGGGGGAGGGGGCGUGUUUCUUGGUGUGCGGCUGGAACAGGGGCUGAUUGAACGGGUUGGGGGUGUCCUUGGGCGUCGUGUGGCGGACAUCCACCAGGAUGUCGCCGCGCAAAUCACGGGGCAUCAACAAAAGCGUCUGGGGCAAGCAAGGCAGAGAGAAGGAAAACAAUCACGAUGGAUGGAAACACACACAUGCACACACGUGAUUGAUGCACGCACCCGGUAAUACGCACCUGGUUCCAGUCCACCCGUGGGUAUGGCUUCUCCAUCAUGACCUUGGGCGUCGUCGUGGACUUCCUGUCCUCACACGAGACCUCCACCCAAUACCGCUCCCCCCUCCCACCACCCCUCCUGCCGCCCCCCAGCAGUAGCCCGCUCAACACAUCAACAGAGAACUGCCACCGAGCAACCUCAGACGCCCUCUGGGGAGAUGGGAAUGAUUCUUCUGGCGGGGGGAAGGGGCAUGGCGGGGAGGGCGAGUUAGCACGGGGGGCGGGUGACGGCUGGGCUGACUGGUGCUGCUGUUGUUGUAGUUGUGGCUGUGAUUGUGGUUGACUGUGCCGUUGGCUGAAGAGCUGGACUGAUCGGUUGUCCGACACAUAGGCGAAGUUCUUGAGGAGGAAGUUCUUGGCGUAACGAACGGUCCAGUUGCCACUCUUGAGCUGACAGACAGAUGAACCGACAGCAUACAUACAGACAGUCAGACAGUCAGACGGACGUGACAAGAGAUUGUUAUUGAUCAGAUAAGUGUGCCUUGUCCCUCUCUUCGUUGGUGUGUGUUCACAUCCACCACGCAUAGACAGAGCUCACAUUCUUGUCGAUGUCCUCGAGUCCUUGCUCUAGCUUGUCGACUGACAGCCAAUGACCCACCACCUUCUCUAUCCAAUGCAGGCCCAGUCCUGAUGGAUGGAUGGAUGGAUGGAUGGAUGGAUGUACGGAAAACACAUGAAUCUUGCGGUCGGCCAUGUGUACCUUCUGUCUGCUGGUCUGAUUGUUAAUUACCUCGCUCGUCGGCUGCGGUCAUUGCGGCAACGGAGCCCCGCCAAUCAUGUCAGAAUGGCUGCAUUCUCGUACGUGAAUGCAUUGGACAGCGACCUUUCUUCUUCUUC